AUGAAGAACUCCGAGACCAGCCGUUCUGUCUCGUCGAAAGCCGACGACGCAGGGCGUGAAGAUGACGUGGCAAGACAUAAGAUGCGACUCAAGUCGGCAUCGUUCAAUGGAAGAGAUUCCUUUCGAGAACUCACCGCAAGGCAACGCGUGGCAGGACACGCGGCAGGAGACGCGGCAGGACAUGUGGCGGGACACGUGGCAGGAGACGCGGGAGCACCGCCAGGCGACGACGCUGCUACUCGUGCUGCUGCUGCUUCUAAUGCCGCCACCAAUGCCGCUACCAAUGCUGCUGCUGCUGCUGCUGCUGCUGCUGCUGCUGCUGCUGCUGCUGCUGCUGCUGCUGCUGCUGCUGCUGCUGCUGCUGUUGACGGUGAUUCCGCGACGAUUUCCGCUUCCUGCACCGAAGCUGCCUCCCCCGCCCCCCCGCUCGCGCUGGCCAACCCCCGCCGACUUUCCGCGCGGAGAAGCGCCAGCAGUGGGGAAAACUCCGCGGGACUGUCCCUGAUCAACCGCCGAACCGCAGCUGCAGGCUCGGGAAGAGGCUUGGCGAGCAGGCGCGAGGUGCCAGGGCUGAACAGGCCCGGGAGGGGUCCCGGUGGGUUUAAACUAGACAUGGGCGCGCUUCAGCGGAGCAGGGGGGAGCGGGAUUUUGCGCGGGAGGCGCAGGAAGCGCAAGCCAGGCGGGAUAAGUUCGCGAUUUUCGAAAAGGACUGUAGCCGAGUGCUGGAGCAUGUAUAUGUGGGGAGCGACUUUGUAGCGAGAAGCAGGGAGGUUCUUAAGGAGGCUGGGAUCACGCAUGUGCUGAACUGCGUGGGGUUUGUGUGCCCCGAGUAUUUUCCAGAGGAGAUUAAGUACAAGACGCUCUGGCUGCAGGACAACACGGGCGAGGACCUGGUGCGCGUCUUAUACGACGUGUUUGAUUACAUCGAGGCUGUAAGGGCGGCGAGGGGCCGCGUGUUCAUCCACUGCUGCCAGGGCAUCUCGCGCUCCACGUCGCUCGUGAUUGCCUACCUCAUGUGGUGCGAGGGCAUUCCCUUUGGGGACGCGUUCAAGCGAGUCAAGGCGCUGAGGGCAGUGGCCAACCCCAACAUGGGGUUUGCAUGCCAGCUGCUGCAGUGGCAGACGCGCAUCCUCCCCCCCUCCGCCCUCGAUCCGCCCCCCACGCCUCAACCCACCGCUCUCCCCCCUGCUGGUCCAGCUCCUGCUGCUGCUCCUGCUGCUGCUGUUGCUGCCACUGCUUCUGGCGUUGCACCGCUGUCAGCACCACUGCCAGCACCACUGCCAGCACCGCAACAACCAGCACGCUCAUCAGUUGCAGAAUCAGCACUGGCAUCAGGGGCAGCGGUAGCAUCAGAGCCAGCACGAAGGGUAGCAUUGGGGGCAGCAGACUCGUCAGGGGCGGCAGAGGAGGCAUCAGGGGCGGCAGAGAAGGCGUCAGGGGCGGCAGAGGAGGCAUCAGGGGCGGCAGAGAAGGCGUCAGGAGCGGCAGAGGAGGCAUCAGGGGCGGCAGAGAAGGCGUCAGGGUCGGCAGAGGAGGCAUCAGGGGCGGCAGAGGAGGCAUCAGGGGCGGCAGGCAGCUGUCACAUGUACCGCAUGGCGCCGCACUCGCCGUACGACGCACUGCACUUGGUGCCGAAAAUUACCGCCCUCUCCCGCCACUCGCUCGACCCACGAGGGGCCUUCAUUGUGCAGAUACGGACAAAAGUAUACUGUUGGCGGGGCAAGGAAUGCCACCCGCUCAUGGCCAAGCAGGCCCUCGCAGCUGCCGCCCAGAUCAUCAAGUACGAACGGCUGGGGGAGGUGUCAUCUGCUGGUGGUGGGGAGGUGGUAUCUGCAGGAGGAGGGGAGGUGGCAUUUGGGGAAGUGCCUCAUUCUGCCCCUAUUCCCGUUCUGCAAGGGAGGGAACCUGCUGAGUUACUAGCAGCCCUUGAUGCUGCUGAUGCAGCAGCGGCAGAGGGAGGAGAAGGAGGCGGAGGAGGGGGGGAUGGGGAGGGAGAGGGGAGAUAUGUGAUGGGGAGAACCCGAGCAGAGAUAGAGGCUCAAAUGCAAGCGGUUAGGAAACAGGGUCUGACUUAUCUCGGGCAGGAUGCAAAUCUUUUGAGCUGCCUGGAGCGGGGAAGAGGUUCAGUGCUGAGUGGAGGGAUUGGGGGAAGAGAAGCACAGAACGGAUGUGCUAGUAGGAGUGCAGAUAGUAACGAAGGUUGUGAGAAGAAUGGGGGGCGUGAUAAUAAUGAGGGAUGUGAGAAGAAAGGAGGUUGUGAUAAUAACGAGGGGUGUGUGGCUUCCAAAGACAGUCAGCCAGAGGAACAGGGGAUGAGGGAAGGAAGGGGGUGUGAUUGUAUGGAAGGGGACAGAGGCAGAGAAGGAGUGGGAGGGGAGGAAGCGGCUAGAGCCGAUGGUGCUGGUGCUGGGCCCGCAACAACUGAGGAGGAGGCUCGAGAACCCUCCUCAAGGCGAAGGGCAGUGGAGGGGCAAUGGACAAUGGAGGAGGGUAGAGAAGCUAGAGAAGUUUCUUGUGUAGCUACUGGUAGUGGAGUUGAAUCGAACGUUGAGACAUCUCGGGAAAAUAACGAGGGGUGUGUGGCUUCCAAAGACAGUCAGCCAGAGGAACAGGGGAUGAGGGAAGGAAGGGGGUGUGAUUGUAUGGAAGGGGACAGAGGCAGAGAAGGAGUGGGAGGGGAGGAAGCGGCUAGAGCCGAUGGUGCUGGUGCUGGGCCCGCAACAACUGAGGAGGAGGCUCGAGAACCCUCCUCAAGGCGAAGGGCAGUGGAGGGGCAAUGGACAAUGGAGGAGGGUAGAGAAGCUAGAGAAGUUUCUUGUGUAGCUACUGGUAGUGGAGUUGAAUCGAACGUUGAGACAUCUCGGGAAAAUGCUUCCUCCUCCUCCUCCUCCUCCUCCUCCUCCUCCUCCUCCUCCUCCUCCUCCUCCUCCUCCUCCUCCUCCUCCUCCUCCUCCUCCUCCACCUCCUCCUCUUCCACCUCCUCCUCCCCCCCUCACCCAGCCUUCACACCGCCCCAAAAUCCACACUACGACUCCGAUUUCGAGUACUUCCAAAAGGCGGUCAUGGGCGGCACGCCUCGUCCCAUAGCGGGUUUCGUCUCCCCAUCCUCCAAGAUCCUCCCACACAAGGGGCGGGGGUGGAUGACAGAGGAGGUGCUGUGGAGAAUGAGCUUACUUCACGAUCCCUACACUGUCCUGCACGACGCCACAACCCUUCACGACCCCUACACUGUGCUCCAUGACCCAUGCACGGGAGUGUUGCUCGAGCAGUAUGCGUCGACUUUAUCAGAUCAGCAGCGGCAGAGCUCACGGGAGUGGCCCGCUUCCUGGAAGCCGCGGCACCAGCAAUUCCCGGUGCUGCCUAAGAUGAGUGUGAGCGUUGGUGGGGUGGCGGGGCAAGGGGACGAGAGGAGAGCCUGA
Messenger RNA from Closterium sp. Naga37s-1, 3420 nucleotides. NCBI's taxonomy places the organism in Eukaryota, Viridiplantae, Streptophyta, Zygnematophyceae, Desmidiales, Closteriaceae. The record is from the annotation of a GenBank genome assembly.